UUGGAACAGCCGUGUGUAUCUUACUGUGAUGAUCUUUGCAGAUGUUUAACGGAAGUGGCAAACAGCGGUAAUUUGGAUUUGGAGUUUGGAGUAUUGUUGAGUUGCUAUAAUGUCAGCUGGGAUGUCUACUCUUAAGAAAGAAGAAAUACUGAAGAUUAUCUUAUUCCAAGAGGUCGACAGAGUUGUUACAGAGACGUCGAAGGAGAUUGGUGUAACAUGUUCAUCUGAGGUUGUGAAUGUUUUUGCAGAAAUGGCUUGGAAGAAAGCUCGUUCAAUUGCUGAAGAUUUGGAAUUAUUUGCAAAACAUGCCAAACGGAGUAUGGUAUCUUCAGAUGAUGUGAAGCUUGUUGUGCGGAGAAACCCUUCCUUGGUAUCAACAAUAACUGAACUAGAAGAAAAGAUGGGUACAUCAAAGAAAAAGGUGCAACGAAAAGAAAGAAAGAAAGAAAAAUAAUCCAUCGGACACUUGAUCCACUAUAGCAAGGGAUUAUUUGAUGUGUUUGGAAGUGAAUUGUCAGAUGUAAUAGGUUAUAUAUUUUCAAUAACUUGACAGUAAGGAUAUUCUAAAAACUAAAUACACCUUUCUGUUUUAGUCAAAUUAAGUCAUAAUGUAAAAGCUGACUAUAUAUGGUGGUUUUACUUCA
Messenger RNA from Schistocerca cancellata (South American locust), 644 nucleotides. RefSeq names its product centromere protein S-like. Lineage: Eukaryota; Metazoa; Arthropoda; Insecta; Orthoptera; Acrididae. Gene Ontology annotation, biological process: resolution of meiotic recombination intermediates; replication fork processing. Gene Ontology annotation, cellular component: FANCM-MHF complex; Fanconi anaemia nuclear complex. Gene Ontology annotation, molecular function: chromatin binding; protein heterodimerization activity. The transcript has 4 exons. The record is from RefSeq and is a predicted model, not a curated record. The coding region runs from base 110 to 454 and encodes 114 amino acids.